Messenger RNA from Hylaeus volcanicus, 942 nucleotides. RefSeq names its product 40S ribosomal protein S4 (gene RpS4). The record is from RefSeq and is a predicted model, not a curated record. Gene Ontology annotation, molecular function: RNA binding; structural constituent of ribosome. The transcript is spliced from 6 exons. Gene Ontology annotation, cellular component: ribosome; cytosolic small ribosomal subunit. Bases 101 to 889 code for a protein of 262 amino acids. Gene Ontology annotation, biological process: translation. NCBI's taxonomy places the organism in Eukaryota, Metazoa, Arthropoda, Insecta, Hymenoptera, Colletidae.
AACAUUUGGACGCCAUUUUGACUGCAGUGGCGUCGCAAGGGAUUUCCUGAUGCUUUCAGCGACACCGCGAGUUCGUGCCUUUUCCGUUUAGAAAACCAAGAUGGCUCGAGGUCCAAAGAAGCAUCUGAAGCGUCUCAAUGCGCCCAAAGCAUGGAUGUUGGACAAAUUGGGGGGUGUCUACGCUCCCCGUCCAUCCACAGGACCUCACAAGCUCAGGGAAUCCCUUCCACUUGUUAUUUUCCUCCGUAACAGGUUGAAGUACGCCCUGACCAACUGCGAAGUAACGAAAAUUGUUAUGCAGCGUUUGAUCAGAGUCGACGGCAAAGUUCGCACCGAUCCCAACUAUCCUGCUGGUUUUAUGGAUGUCAUUACUAUUAAGAAAACUGGUGAAUUCUUCCGAUUGAUUUAUGAUGUCAAGGGACGUUUCACUACUCACAGAAUUACGGCAGAAGAAGCCAAGUACAAAUUGUGCAAGGUGAAGCGCGUUCAAACUGGACCCAAGGGUAUUCCAUUCUUGGUAACACACGACGGUAGGACCAUUCGUUAUCCAGAUCCUCUAAUCAAGGUUAACGACACCAUUCAUUUGGACAUAGCGACUAGCAAAAUUUUGGAUUCGAUUCGAUUCGAUUCAGGUAAUCUCUGCAUGAUUACCGGCGGAAGAAAUUUAGGGCGUGUUGGCACGGUCGUCAGUCGGGAGCGUCAUCCUGGAUCUUUCGAUAUUUGCCACAUUAAGGACUCUCAAGGACAUACUUUUGCUACGAGGUUGAACAAUGUAUUUAUCAUCGGCAAGGGUACGAAGCCGUACAUUAGCUUACCAAGAGACAAGGGAGUUAAGCUUUCGAUUGCCGAAGAACGCGACAAGAGGUUAGCAGCGAAGGGAAUGAAUUAAUGUACAUUUUCAAGAAAACAUUCAAUAAACCGAGAACUUCUUGGUGAAUAAAA